Molecule: messenger RNA, 3000 nt
Organism: Ahaetulla prasina
Lineage: Eukaryota; Metazoa; Chordata; Lepidosauria; Squamata; Colubridae
Product: transient receptor potential cation channel subfamily V member 6-like
Exons: 15
Coding region: 1-2178 (725 amino acids)
Biological process (GO): calcium ion import across plasma membrane
Cellular component (GO): membrane
Molecular function (GO): calcium channel activity; protein binding
Source: RefSeq, a predicted model, not a curated record
AUGGGGGUGCCCGUGCCCGGUGCCAACGGCCGCUUGGGCGCUCUGUGGAAGAGGCUGAGUCGCGGCUUACGACCCUUUAUUCAAACCAAGGGCGGGCGGCAGAGCUGGGACGAGAUACACCUGCUGCAUCUGAAAAGGAUCUGGGAAUCUCCUUUUCUCUUGGCUGCCAAGGAGAACAAUGUUCAGGGUCUUAGGAAAUUAAUCCAAGAUGGUUCUUGUGACAUUUAUCAAAGAGGAGCGAUUGGGGAGACGGCUCUCCAUGUAGCCACCCUCUAUGAUUGUACAGAAGCUGCUGACUUUCUUCUGGAAGUCGCUCCAGAACUCAUCAAUGAGAAAAUGACAUCAGCACUUUAUGAAGGACAAACAGCACUCCACAUUGCAGCAGUUAAUCAAAAUGUUCAUUUAGUGCAAUGUCUGCUGAAGAAGAGGGCUCACAUUUCUACUCCUCGAGCUACAGGACACUUCUUCAGGCGUAACUCCUCACAUCGCUCUUAUUUUGGGGAGCAUGUUUUAUCUUUUGCAGCCAGUGUGGGCAAUGAGGAGAUUGUUCAUCUAUUAAUUGAAAAUGGAGCUGAUAUCAGGGCACAAGAUUCUCUAGGAAACACGGUUCUUCAUAUUCUAGUUCUUCAGCCGAACAGGACAUUUGCAUGCCAGAUGUACAAUCUCAUCCUUUCCUAUGACAAACAAGAAGGGAACUUGGAACCGUUGGACUUGAUUCCCAACAAUGAAGGUCUUACUCCAUUCAAACUGGCUGGAGUUGAGGGUAACACUGUGAUGUUCCAGCAUCUUUUGCAAAAGCGUAAACAAAUAAUGUGGUCUUUGGGACCUAUUACUACCAUUCUCUAUGACCUUACAGAAAUUGAUUCCUGGGGUGAAGACCAAUCUUUUCUGGAACUUGUUGUAUCAACAAAGAAAAGAGAGGCUCGCCGUAUCCUAGAUAUUACUCCCGUGAAGGAACUUGUGAACCUGAAGUGGAACACAUAUGGGCGUCCUUAUUUCUAUUUCCUGGCUCUGUUUUAUGUCCUCUAUAUGAUUUGCUUCACCAUGUGCUGCGUUUAUAGACCACUGAAAAAUCGCUCAGAUAAUCAAACGGAUGAGCGGGAUAACACCGUCAUGGUGCAGAAAACAUUGCAGGAAUCAUAUCUGACAUAUGAGGAUCAACUCAGGCUUGUGGGAGAGUUAAUUACAGUGAUAGGAGCCAUGGCAAUUUUAUUCCUAGAGAUUCCAGAUAUUCUAAGAGUUGGAGCCACAAAGUACUUUGGACAAACCAUCCUGGGAGGACCUUUUCAUAUAAUAAUCAUCACAUAUGCCUGUGUGAUCCUGAUAACCAUGAUAAUGCGACUGACCAGCACAGAAGGAGAAGUGGCCCCUAUGUCCUUUGCCCUGGUGUUGGGCUGGUGCAACGUCAUGUACUUUGCACGAGGAUUUCAGAUGCUUGGGCCUUUUACCAUCAUGAUACAGAAGAUGAUAUUUGGUGAUCUUAUACGUUUUUGUGGGCUAAUGGCCGUUGUCAUAUUUGGCUUUGCCUCAGCUUUCUACAUCAUCUUUCAGACAGAAAAUCCAAGCAAUCUGGGACAAUUCUACAAUUAUCCCAUGUCUCUCUUCAGUACAUUUGAGCUCUUCCUUACCAUCAUAGAUGGACCAGCCAACUAUGAUGUGGAUCUGCCAUUUGUGUUCUGCAUGGUGUAUGCUGCUUUCGCUAUCAUUGCUGCUUUGCUCAUGCUCAACCUGCUCAUUGCCAUGAUGGGUGAUACUCAUUGGCGAGUAGCCAAUGAACGGGAUGAGCUUUGGCGAGCACAGGUUGUUGCUACUACAGUCAUGCUUGAACGGAAACUCCCGCGAUGUCUUUGGCCUCGUUCUGGUAUUUGUGGCCAAGAAUAUGGGUUAGGAGACAAGUGGUUUCUCAGGGUGGAAGAGCGUCUGGAUAUCAGCAAGCACAAGAUGUUACGCUAUGCAGAGGCAUUUAAAAACCAAGAAAAAGAGGAUUAUGAUAAGUAUUCUGGGAAACUAUACCAACCCGAACCUUUCCGAUUCAAGAAAGAAACAUCUCCAUCGGUCUCACGAAGCACUACACGAAGUAGCUUCCACCGUGGCUGGCAAAUCCUGCGGGACAACACUUUCAGCCACCUUCGUGGGGAAGUAAAUCAUGCUUUGGAAGAAGAAAUUUAUCAUGUCUGAUAUGCCUCUUGAAUGACUGAUCACAUUACUGGUGCUUUGUGCUGCUUCACAAAUUCUUCCAGUAGUUGGUGGGAUCUGGGGGCAGUGAUCUCAGGAUUCAGGAUGACUUCAGUCUUCAGUUCAGAUGACUUCAGUUCUCUGAAGGACCAACUCUGCAGAAAAUUUAGAUUAAAACAAGAAAAACCAGCUAACUUCUAGCAUUCCAGAAACAUUUUAAGAGGCUGAGUGUCAGUUCCACCAAAAGGAUUGAAAAAAAGUUACUGUUUUUUUAUAUAGGACUCCAAUGCACUUUAAGUUAAAUAGGUGACAUGGAAUUUUAUCCCAGGUACAAUUUUUGUAGUCAAUAUGAUCGGAUUUCUUUUCUUGGCUGAAUUGAAUUCCGCUAAUGUUUCCCGUGUGGAAAGGAAUAAUGAAAAGGUUUACAAACUUAAUUGUAUUAGGUUGUUCCUCUGUUUAUUCUUGCUGGCUUGGAAUCAAACCUGUUACUACUCUUGACCUGUUUGACUGCUACUAUACAGGACCAGAAUUUUGCUUAGAGGAAAUCUAAAAAUAAAACCCUAAUUAGCUAAAACCCUAACUUUAAGUCACCUUAGUAGCUGAACUUCCCAAAAGUAUUCUGUUUCCUUAAGAAGGCAUCAAGAUUGGUUUAAAGUGGAAUAUAAUACUAAACAUUUUUACUCAGCCAAAAACAACUGCAAUUAAUUUGAGUGAAAUGUUUCAGAGGGCUUCUUUUCGCAGUCUCUACUUCCAAAGUAGUGGUUCAGGGAUGGCCUUUCCUACAGAUCCAACUUGAAAAGAUCAUUUUUCCAAAUAUAAAGUGAA